Molecule: messenger RNA, 2055 nt
Organism: Besnoitia besnoiti
Lineage: Eukaryota; Apicomplexa; Conoidasida; Eucoccidiorida; Sarcocystidae
Exons: 1
Coding region: 1-2055 (684 amino acids)
Source: RefSeq, a predicted model, not a curated record
AUGAGGCUUCUUAAGACAACUAAGAACGGCCCGAGUGGCUGUCCGGUUCUAUGGCUCCUUAUAGCCGCUGCCAUCUGUUUCAUAGCCUCCUCUUCUUCGUUCUCUACGGCUGCGGAGGCCGCCGUCCACGAACAGACAGACGAUGACACUGACGCCCGCCCGCAGGCGGAGCUGUCUCACUCUGACGAAGAGAAGUCUGAUGAACGCGAAGAUGCCGAGAGUGAGGAUGACGAGUUAGUGAAGGCAGAUAAUAGCGAUGAAAACGAACAUGAUGUUGAUGACCAUGCGCCUACGGACGCAGGCGAUGAAGCCAGCCCCGAAGAAGACGACGAAGAGGAUGUAGGAGAACCAAGCAGUGAUGAGGACGAUGAGGAUCUCAAAAACGAUGAGCAGGCGGCCGCCGAAGAAACAGAUAAACCAGAUGAUGGCAAGGAGGAUGGGGAUAAGGACAAGGAGGAUAACGAGGAAAACGACGAUAAGGAAGUACAGGCGGACGAAGAGGAAAAACCAGAUGACGAUAAGGAAGACGACAAGGAAGAGGAGGAUAAGGACAAGGAGGAUAGCGAGGAAAACGACGAUAAGGAAGUACAGGCGGACGAAGAGGAAAAACCAGAUGACGAUAAGGAAGACGACAAGGAAGAGGAGGAUAAGGACAAGGAGGAUAGCGAGGAAAACGACGAUAAGGAAGUACAGGCGGACGAAGAGGAAAAACCAGAUGACGAUAAGGAAGACAACAAGGAAGAAGCGGAGGAUAAAGACAAGGAAGAUGAUGAUAAGGAUAGGGAAGAUGAUCCGGAUAAGGACGAUGGGGAAGAGCAGGCUGAAGACGAGGAAAAACUAGAUGAUAAGAAGGAAGAAGACAAGGAAGAAGCGGAGGAUAAGGAUAAGGAGGAAGAUGAGGAUAAGGUCAAGGAAGAAGCGGAGGAUAAGGAUAAGGAAGAUGAGGAUGAGGAUGAGGACAAGGAAGAAGCGGAGGAUAAGGAUAAGGAAGAUGAGGAUGAGGACAAGGAAGAAGCGGAGGGUACGGAUAAGGAAGAUGAGGAUGAGGACAAGGAAGAAGCGGAGGAUAAGGAUAAAGAAGAUGAGGAUGAAGACAAGAAAGAUGAGGCUAAGGAAAAGGAAAACGAUGAGGAUGAAGAUGGGGAAAAGGGAGAGUGGCAUCCUGUGGGUCCGGUUUUUUCGGGCCGGCCGCUGCCAGUUUCGUCGCCAUCUGGAUGGUGGCCAAUCCCCUCCUCCCAGCCGCUUGCGCAUCGAACAUGGCAUCCAGCAUCUGAGUGGAGGCCAGUGGCAUCUUCAGUCUCCUCCUACAGAGCCCCUGUCCACACCAGCGUCUCCCCGAUAUCUACAAGAAAGCCUGUGCCUACGGUCUACAACACUCGACCCUCGGGCCAGCAUCUUGCCACCAGCCAUUUCCUUCCGACCUCGUCAGCGCAGAUAGUGCCGGGAGGAAGCCACUCGACCCAUACAAUUCCAAGUGCUACAUGGGUUUCCAGUUCGCCCUCCAACACCACAUACCUGCGUCGACCCUUUGGCUCGUCUUCCUCCGCGUACCGCAUCCUGAAAAACGAUGAUACGAAGCACAAGAAGAGCGACACCAAAGGAAGCAAAACUGAGGAGAAAGAACUAGACAAGGACGAGUCUGAGGGAGAAAAAGAGGACAGUAAGGAAGACAAAUCUGGAAACGACGAACCUCAACAGCACGAGCAGAAGCCUCUUGAAGAAGCGGAGAAGUUCCUGGAGACGACGAAAGAUGCGGCGAGCGAAAAAGCGGAGACAACUGUAGAGAAAACAAGGGAGGCAGCUUGGAACGCUAUCGGUGAAGGGAAGUCGCUUCUGGAUAUAGCUCGAGAAACCGCUCAAGGACUGCAGAAGGCAGUCUCUGACGGACUCUUGGAACUCCGCUCCCGCGUGCACAAGGGUGGCAAGAAACUGAAAGAAUACAUAAAAGAUUCUCAUCCUAUGCUCACUGGCAAUGCUGAGGCAAUCCGCGAGCGCGCCUCAGAGCUUGUUGAUAAGGUGAAGGAUGCGAUGCCCGACUACAUGGACAGAAGCUAA